Molecule: messenger RNA, 2142 nt
Organism: Wasmannia auropunctata (little fire ant)
Lineage: Eukaryota; Metazoa; Arthropoda; Insecta; Hymenoptera; Formicidae
Exons: 3
Coding region: 464-991 (175 amino acids)
Source: RefSeq, a predicted model, not a curated record
CGGAAAUGACAGAAUUACACCCGCAGACGUGAGAGAGAGAGCAGAGAAAAAUUGUAAAAGUCACACGAGAGAGAUCACAAGUUUCAGCUUUCAGCUUGCAAAGAACGAGCCCUCUUUGACCCUCCUUUCGACAAAGGGAGCAUACGUUACACACGAAGAAAGAGGAAACAGUGCCAUUGAAUCGCCCCAGGAGAAUGUUUUCUUUUUUGAUAUUGCAAGUGAUGCAAGUUUAAGCGUCCUAUGCGUUCCGCGUGAAGGAGUACCUUCUCCACGUACACGCAUUUUCCACGAAUUUUCCGGGCGUCAUUCUUGUUUGAUCUCGUUUUUUUUUGCUAUCUUCUGUAUACCUCGCUCGAAAAUGAAAGACGCAGUGUGUCUCCGAUGAAGAAGGGUUCACCGUGGAGCUCGAAAAAUCUGACACUCCUUGAUAAGCGUAUUUGAUCAGGUCCUUACAGCGCUCCAAAUGGACGAGAAUCAAACGGAAAAGCCGAUCUCUGUAGAUCGUUUAGACAAUACCAAUGUACCUGUGAUAACAGCUGAUUUAGAGAUGCUUACCAUAGACACUAGCUCUUCAUCCACAGAAACCAAGAGGGUUCUUAGAAAAAGAAUACCCAAGCCUGUUUCUACAGAGAUUCUUAAUCGAAGGUGUAGCCUCAGACCGAAAAAGAGGAGGAUCUCUGAGGUGGAGGAGCAGGAAGAGACCGUCAAGGAAUAUUAUCUAGACAAGAAUAUAAUUAAGAAGCCGAAUAAUCUUGAGACGAUAUACGAGGAGAACGAUACUGCGGGCGACGAUACUGAAUAUCACAUGAGUACGAAGAGGUUCAAGAGAACGUUGAUGUUCUCGAUUACCGCUUCGAAGCUAAAAAAGAGACGCGCGAAGAUAAAGAAGGUCUUCGGAUCUAAGAUUAGGUACAAGACAAAUGGUUCAAUGCAGGCUCUUGUAGAUAAGUUAAAUAGUAUCCGAGAGAGUUCAACCAAUGAAAAUCGAUAGUGAACUCAAAUGAUAUCAGAUUCUAUGACGUUUAGAUGCCAACGCUUAAUUAAAAACAUUUCUGAAGGAUAACACGCUAUUGUACUUCAGGAUUCCACGAACUGUACUUCUUAUACUUGCAUCUUUUAUAUUCAUGUGAGAACAUAAAAAAGAUUGCGUUAAAAAAAUAUCAAGAAGUAUUAGAAUUAUUUUGUAAUUAUAUUUUUAAGAUGGAGCUAAUAUAUUUAAAUAGAAAUUUGCAUUUGCAUCUAGUGAGAAUGUUAAGCUGUAUGAAAUUUUCUGUCCAGGCAUUUAAAUUGAGAUUAUUGCAUCGUAGAUUUUUAUAUGUUCUGAAUUACGAGGGUAUAAGGACCAUAAAUAAUGUGUGAUAAAUUGUAUCUAUUCGUAUGUUUGAGAUUUAGUCUCGCUUAUAUUAUUCGCAAUAUACAUGUCAUAUUAUAAGGAGUAAUAAUGUAUCUUUUAUUCCUUCAGAGCUUCUACUUCCUCAUUGCAUCUGCAUUGAAUUGUGACAUCGAACAAAUAAUUAUUUAUUUGGACACACCCAAAAAAAAAUUAAUAUAACUUCUGGCGUAAUUCAGACCGGCAAUGAAGAAACAGGAGCCUUCGACAUUGUUCGUACCACACGUUGCAUUUGUAGUUUAGAUUCAAUUUGAAAUUCAUACAUACAUUAUUAAGUAACAAUGGAAACAUGCAUUUUUCAUAAAUAUAUUGAAUUCUUAUGUGUAAUACAAAAUAAUUUUUUAAAAUCAUUUUUUCAUUAUUGUUUUCUCAAUAAUAAGAAUGGAAGCAAAAAGACUGAUCAUUUGAAGAUUUAAGUGCAAGGCUUCAUUCUUUUAAGAUAAAAUGUAAUUGUUUUUUUUUAUUAUCAUAAUUCCAUUAUUCAUAUCACAUAUGUUAUUAUAUAUUAAACUUAUAAAUAAAUCUAUUUUAAGAUUAGUGCUAGUAUCAGUGAGUUUCAUACAAAAUCUUGUAUUUAUUUGUACUUUCAUAAAAGGCGCUAAUUGUAAUGAAUAUGGAAUUACAAAAGAUAUGAAAAAUUGCAUAAAGCUUACAUCUUAAAUCUAUAUAUUUUCGCAUUGUGAUAUUAUUAUAUAAAUAUAAAAUGUAUCUGGAAUAUAUAAUCUGGAAUUCUGCAGAUAAAAACACCACAA